Molecule: messenger RNA, 1083 nt
Organism: Plodia interpunctella (Indianmeal moth)
Lineage: Eukaryota; Metazoa; Arthropoda; Insecta; Lepidoptera; Pyralidae
Exons: 3
Coding region: 218-847 (209 amino acids)
Source: RefSeq, a predicted model, not a curated record
CCGGGGCCAGGCGGGAGCGGAAUUGCCAGAUAUUUGUUCCCUACGUAAUGUACCGGUCUGCGCAAGAUAUACCUGCGCAGGCGCAAAAAUAAUUACCCACCUGCAUAUUUGAUAUAAGAUGACGCAUCAACGUCAAAGAGGACGAAGGGUUUUUGAUAAAUAGCAUUAUAAAACAUCGUACAACUCUAUAAUAUAUGCAGUGUCUUAUGAUACAAAUAUGAAUUUCAUUUACGCAAUCCUUGUUUUCUUGUUUGUACAAGAAUUAACAGCGGCGAGUUUCUUCAGACUACCAAAGAGACACUACAAAACCCUUAGACAAGAAAGAAAACAAAUGAAAAAUGUAUACAUGAAUAGUGUGGCUAGAAACACACCUACAUCCAUACCAACCAAUGAUAGACCAGCGCAGAUAAUUGAAGAAAUUGUGACAGCCCAACCAGAGAGAAAUGACGAAGUUUUGAAUGAAGAACAGAUUCCAAUUUUGAAGCCGUGCAUUCCAAUUUUGAAACAAGAUUUGCCAAGAAUGAUGACUUUGCCAAUAUUGGCGUUUCUGCCUAACGUAGCUUCGUUGCCUGCUGUCAACAUUGGUCAGAAAAUGGCCAAAGAAUUGAUAACGGACGACGACCAAAUUAAUAUGCCAGAUGAAUCUUUAGAUAUCGAUGAAGAAAUUGGGGAAGUUGAAGAAAAUGCCGUUACUGUAAAUGUUCUCCAGGAGGUUAAAUACGAGAUCAUUGAACGAAAAUCCAAAAAAUCACCGAUACUGCACAGAAUGCGACGGAUUGAGGAGUUCAAACGUAACAUCUUUAUAGACAGACAGAGAGAUAAGCCUCAAAAUGUUAAUUUCUAUUAGACUAGCCGAAAUAUGUCUUAUUACAGAGUCCGUCCCAUUUUCACAUUAGAUGAAGAGUUUGUUAUGCAAUUUUUUUUAAGUAUGGCUUUACUCAGAGAGUAUUUCUAUACUUCUUAUUUGUAAUCAGAAACAAGUUUGGAGAAUUAUACGCAGGAAAGUAUAUCGCGAAAAUUUUAUGCAAUUAAUCUUUUUAAAAUAAUUUUAAAACUGGUUUAUGAUAUGUAAUUUUUCUGAAU